Molecule: messenger RNA, 6603 nt
Organism: Lymnaea stagnalis (great pond snail)
Lineage: Eukaryota; Metazoa; Mollusca; Gastropoda; Lymnaeidae
Source: the annotation of a GenBank genome assembly
AUCAAAUACAAAAAACAAAUUAUUUAUAUUGAUAUGACAUAAAUUCUAAAAUAGAAUUAUUAAUUUUUCCCAUUUGUAAUUUAACAUAUUUUUUAUGAUGUUGUUUAUUUUGAAUAUCAAUUUAAUCUAAUUUAUAGAGACUGCAAAAGAUUCCAAUGGUUCUUAUACAUUCAUGUUGGAGGACAUUCCAUUCAAGCCAGAAUAGUGUCUUUGCAUUGGUAUACAAGUGCUUAAGAAAGCAAAGAGUUCAAUAUUCUAUGUUUGCUAAAGGAGCAACUUUGAAAGGAAUGAGCUUAGAUGGUAGGUUAUAUAAUCAAAAGAUAAUUGCAUUGUGAAAUGAAGAAACAAAAUUUAGUAAGGGUGGUGGUUAUUAAGCUAAUUAAGUUUAUCAAUUUAAAAAAAAAAAGCAUUUACUAUUAUUUAACAGUAAUAAAGUUGCUACUGACCCAAUAUUACUGAAAGAUUAAUGUUUGUUGUGGAAAAAUAUUUACUUCUAAUAAUCAAAAGAUAAUUGAAUUGUAAAAUGAAAAAACAAAAUUUAGUAAGGGUGGUGGUUAUUAAGCUAAUUAAGUUUAUCAAUUAAAAAAAAAAAAAAAAAAAGCAUUUACUAUUAUUUAACAGUAAUAAAGUUGCUACUGACCCAAUAUUACUGAAAGAUUAAUGUUUGUUGUGGAAACAUAUUUACUCCUAUUGGUUCUAAUGAUCCUUUAAAAAUAGAAAGCAUAAAAGUGUAAAAAAUAAUUCAACAUGAAGAUGUUUAUUUUAUUUAUUGUGAAAAACUUAAGAAUAAUUACGGUACAUAAUUUCUAAUGGUGUAAUAGUUAUUAUAGAGAUUAAAUUAGUUGAGUUUCUCAUGACAAAUUGUGCAUGUUGAAUAUGGUGUCCCAAAACCCUUCUUUCCAAUUACAACAUAUUAUAUUUUUAACCUCACACAAGAAGCAUUUAGUUAUAAUUUACCUAACUCAUUAUCUAAUAAACUUUUGAUGAGUUAAUGCAAAACAAUCUCUUCCUGCCUUAAAAUAUAGAAAUUAUAUGUUAUUCUCAAACUUUUCCUAUUAAAAAGAGGUAUGAUUUUCAUUAGUUGCAACAACUAUCUUUGGGCACCAAUAAUAAUUUGAGAAAUUUUUUAAUCUUCUUAUUUUGCAUUCAGCACAAGAUUCAGUAAAAUAUAUCAUAACCUAAUUCUUUCUAACCUUAAUUUUCAAAUAAGGACCAAAGACUAUAAUAGUCUUACUGUUGCCUUAAGUGCAAUUAAUUUUGUUUAACUGUUUUGUUUAUUUAAUUCAGCUGUGUGUGAGUUUGAAAUGUUUUUAAAUAACUCUUUUUUAGAACUCAAAGAACAUAUUCCGCACAAAAGCAAGAACAAUUUUACAGUAUGUCAUUACUUACAUUUUUUUCAGUCACAAAGUUUACCAUAGAAUUCUAUUAGUUAAAUGAAAUGAAAAACAUCAUAGUUAUAAAAAAAUAGAACUGCAAUAAAAUGAGAUAAUUUUAAGUUUUCUAAGAUGUCAGAAAAAUGUAUAACUUUUUGGCUGUAGUAUAAUAUUCCUUUAUGAUAAAAAUUUCUCAUAAGAGAUAUUUCAUAAUACGUAUUCCAGGUUGUUGUGGAAGGCAACAUAGGAAGUGGGAAAACUACCUUGCUUCAACAUUUUGAACAUCUUUCACAUUGUGAAGUAAACAUUCUUAAUUUUAGUGUGUACUUAGUAUGUCUCUAAAAUUAAAAUAAAGAUGAAGAUUUUUUUUUUUUAAAGAUAAUUUUAAAAAAAAAAAAAAAAAAAAAAAAAUGAAACAUAAAGCAUCCAAAAAGACUAUAUCAGUUAUGAUAUUCAAUGGUUAAUUAAUUCUUUCUUUGUCACUGACACAAAUUUUUGUAUACUGAUACCAGUAUCUAGAAUACUCAUUUUGGAGAAAACAUACCUUUUGGGCAUGUUGCUUACAAAUAAAGAUGGUAGCCUACCCAUCUAACCGUCUAGACUUAAAGUCAUAUUUUUUGUGUGUGCUGCUUAUCUUAGAAAUGAAAAAUUAAAAAACACUUAAAUGGUAUGUUGAAGAAUUCUAGUCAUUUCCUUUUGUAUUUCAUAACAUAAAAAAAAAUUGAAAAGCACUCCAGAAUAAUUCUAGCUUAUUUCCUAGUACUUUACAGGAAGUUAUAUUAGUUCUUGUUUUUUAUAGUUACUUUAAUUCUUUUUUAUAAUUUUUUUAAUGACAAAUAUUCAUAAAACUAUUCAGGUACUGAGUGAGCCUUUAGACAAAUGGACAAACUUAAGAGGUCAUAAUCCAUUAGUAAGUUAUCACUCCUGUUUAUUAUUAAACUAUUAUAAGUUUUGGCAAUGCAGUAUUAUAUAAUGUAAAAGUAUAAUAUUUAUUAAAUAUUCUAUAAUUUAUGUUCACCUAGAAAAUGUUAUAUAUGGUCAGAUGUGACCACACUAGGACAAAGACACACAUAGUUGUUGGAUGGAGUUCAAAACAAGCAAAACAGUUAAAAAACCAAGCAAAUUUUGACAGAUCAUGAACUGUCCUAGAAAUUAAAUUUUUUAAGAAGUUUGUAUCCGUAAUUGCAGCAAAAAAAGUUAUGUUUUUUUAUGCAGGGAUUGCUGUAUCAGGAUCCCAGGCGGUGGAGCUUUUCCUUCAAUAUGUACGCAUUGCUGACCCGGUUAAAGAUGCACACAAAGCCACAUCUUUCAGUAAGUACUUGCGUACUCCUGGGUCUUAAAAAAAUAAAAACUCCAUACUUCAAUUGGGAUUGCGGUCUAUCUUUUCAAUAUUUCUUGUAAAUUGGAGAUUGAGCUUUGAAUGUGAGGAUUACAAAGUUUUACUUGUGUCUUUUUUCAGGACCGUCCUGUGAAAAUGCUAGAGAGAUCAUUGUACAGCACCCAUUACUGUUUUGUUCAAAAUGACUACGUAAAGUAUGUUUUAAUGUACAACUAAUUGAGUUAUUUGGUUUAUAAUAAUAAUAGGGGCACUUAUCUGUCUAUAUGCCACUGGCACACGAUUUCCUUUUUAAAUCUUCAGGCAGCUAUCAUGAUACCUUUAAAAUACUGCUGAAGCUCAGGUUAAAAAAAUGCUUGCUUGUAGCUUACAUUAUAAAAAUGCUUGUAAUUGUAACUUGAUUCAUUUAUGGAGUAAAGAAUUUGUUUCCAUUUUUCUGUUUUCAGUAAAACAAUAAACGAAGUUGAGUUUGCCGUCUUUAGUGAAUGGUUUGAACAAUUAGUUCAGACAGGAAAUGCAAAUGUUGAUCUUAUUGGUAAAAAAAUAUUUUCAACUCUUGAAAAUUCAAAUUUUUGUAAGAAGCAAUGUUAUAUUAUAAUAAUGAAAUCUUGAAGAUGAAAGCUAUAUUGUCAUUUUAUAUGAUAAAAUUGUCUAAACCACUCUUUCAUUCAAAUGUUUGCAUUGCUUUCAUUGAGAUUUUUAAACUUUAUUAUUUUAGUAAACUCUGUGUACAGUGUAAACCAGCUAUAAUGCGCCCUGUUUUUACAUGAAUUUGGAUUAUAACUGGGUCGGGGCAUAGCUCCUGAAAAUACAUGUAAUCAUUUGCUCAAUUUUUUGUUCCCCCCCAAAAAGCAGUAUAAAAAAGAUAUAUAUAUUAUCAUACAACAAAAUCACAAAUCAUUUAAAUCUAGUCCAACUUCAACACCACAUAGCUCUCUAACCACAAGAUAUUAAAAAAUGCAGCUUUUGUAAACCUAUCUUCCUAUUGUUUAAAAUUCCAGGACCAUUCAAAAAGAAUAUAGAAGAAACCUAAGUUAACCUGGCUAUUAACACUAUCCAAUUUUAUGGGUCCAAAUUAUUGCAAAGCCUGGAUUCACUGUACAAAAAUGAAAUAAGAUAACGUGUCCAAGGAGAGUAUAAAAAUAAAAUGACUGAUUAAAAAAAUGAAAAGCCCUCCUUUGUUCUCCACUAAACUUAUUCUUCUUAUUAAUCUCAACUUCAUGGAAUUCCAAUUAUCUUAGUUUAUCUGAGAGCCAGCCCAGAAAAUUGCUUUGAGCGUUUAAAGAAAAGAUGUAGGAAAGAAGAGGAAGGGGUCCCUUAUGUAAGUUCAGCAUCAUUGCAGUUUUUCUGGUAAUUUAAUGACAACAUUUUAUUUGGUUUAAAAAAAUUAAAAGCCAAUAACAGAAUUUAGGUAUUUAUUUAAAUGGAAACUUUUUACUGCACUUAUAAUAUGAAACAUGUAUCAUUAGGUUUUUAAUUACCUUUUCUAGAUCUAUGGUCGGUUUUAGUGCAAUUUCUUGUCCUUGUACCUGUAAAUCAAAUGAAGAAACUUCAUAUAUUAAUGUCAGAGAUUAAUCACUGAAAUAACCAUUACACCUAAAAAUGAAAUGUUCAUGUUGCUUUUAAAGAGGCUGUUUAACUUUAAGAAAAUAGGGUUGAAAUGAAUAAAAUAGAAUAAAUAAUUUCUUUUACUCUUUUAGUUAAUGUACCAAAAAAUGUGUCAGAUUGUGUCGCUGAAGCUUUAGCACAAGUUUAGUUUAGGGACAAUUGGUAGCCCUGUUUGAAUAUAUUCUGCAGGCCUUGAUUGAGUCCCUUCACAGACUUUAUGAUGAUUGGCUCCUGAACAGAUUGUCUCCAGUUCCUGCACCAGUGCUUGUAAGUUUACUGGUUAAUCAUGUAAACCAGAUUUUAUUCUCUUUGAGGUGAAAAUACUUGUGCAAAGACAAUGAAGAAAAAGUGUGUUAAGAGAUGUCAUUUUUGUUUCAACAAACAACACUAAAAUUACUUGAAUAUGCGUUGCUUUUUCAGCUGCUUGAUGCCAACUAUGAUCUUGAUACAAUGAAAGAGACAUACAACUCAAGGAGACAGGAAAUCCUGUGUGGAUUCGGCUAAUGAAUUGAGUUGAUGAGUACUCAUUUGACACAGAGUGCUUACUUGCUUGCUGAUAGAUACUUUCAAGCUGUCAAGGAGUAAUUGAUCUACUAAACAUCAGUUUGGCUGGAGCAUCGUCAAUAGUGUAGUGACAUUUCUUUAUUUCUUUUGUUUACUUCCAUCAUGUGUUCUACGGGAUCAACCUGAUGUCAGAUCAUUGUUGUUCAGGACUCUUUUUGUGAACGGUAUGUGUUUAGCAUGUCAGAUGUAUAUGACUGUUGUAGUUGUUGAACUCUAGCUUAAGAAGUGCCUGUGGAUUAUGAGGAGUAUUUUUAUCGCAUACUUUUCAGAAAACUUCACAUGAUAGAUGAAUAGAAAGUUGAGUAAAAUAACAUUUUGGAACAUUUUCAGGUUUUCACUAAACUUGAAACACACUAAGAAAAAUGUUAUUGCAUGAACAUUACCUUCACAUAAUAUGUUAAUGAUCAUUUUCUUUUUCCCAAAAUGCAGUGUUGAUAAUCAAAAAUUAUUUUAAAUGUUUUAUAGGUUAUUGUAAUAGUGCUUUAUUGUAGGUAUAAAUCUUUUGGGUUUAAUGUUUACAGUGUUAAUUCUCUAUGUACCUGGCACUCUGACAUUGUUAAGAAGCCACACCCUUCAUGCCAAUUUGUUCAUAAGGCUUCUUUUAACAUCCAAGCGUAAUUUUUCAUUAGCAAUUUUUGUGUGUGUUCAAUUUGGAGCAUCUAAGAAAGAUAACUCUAGAAUAAGUUCUUUGGGCAUUAUUUAAGAAUUUUGCAUUUUUUUGUUAUGACAUUGAAAAUAUUAAUGAGUAACUUUUGAUUUUUUAAUUGAUUUUUUUUAUUGAUGUGUUUCCAUGCAGAUAUGUAAAUGUUUCAUUCAAAGUGUUCAUGCGUGUUUAAGCUGUUUAAGCGUUAUUGUGUCGGUAAACUAUGAUUUUUGAAGAUCAGUGACAUCAGCAUUUAUUCAGCUCUCAAGGAUUUUUUUAAAGAGUAUAAUGAUUUGUUUGUUUUUUUUGGUAUCAACUCUACAACUACAAUAUUAUUCAUGCUUCAUGAGAUUAAGAUUUUAUAUGCAUAUGAAUUCUAUUUUUAUUCAUAAUUGCAUCAAGAAUUAAUUGCUGAUUGUAAGGAUGCAUUACUGUAAGUGCACCAUGAUGUGUAUGAAUUGUAGUAUUCCAAUUAGAACCAAUUUCAUUUCGGAACAAAAACAGUGUGUAAAAUUCAUUCCAGACUGGUUGUCAAGUUAAGCAUAAUCAAUAUCUAUAAAUUCUAUGUAACUAGAAAAUGAACGAAAAGAUUGAAUGCUACACUGUUGGCCAUAGUCACUUGUGAGUCUGAGUUGGUGCCACAGUUUUAUGUCUAGAUCCUUUUACACAAAUGCAUUUAAACAAUCUUCCCAUCGGAAUGGCUGGUAAAUGUAUUUUUAAAUAUUUUUUUACAUUUAAAUACUUUAACUUUAAGCUCUACAAGUUUAAAAUAAAAUUAAAGUUUUUUUUUUUUUUCAUUCAGUGUGUUAUCAGUAAAUUUAUAAGCAACAAAAAAGCAUUAGUUAUUGUACUUGUUCAAAUUCUAUGAAUUUUUAAAUAUUAUUUACUGAAAUAUAAUAAUUUUUUUUCUUCUAAAUUUUCUUAGUUUUUUGCUUGAGUGAGAUCAGCCACAAUAUUCUGAUUCAUACAUUUAAACAAAAGAAACCAAAUUAGGAAUUAAAAAAAAAGGGCCUCAACAAAUAUCAUUAUUUAAUGCCAUUUCUAAUUUUAUACUUUUUUUGAGUUACAAAUUUAUAUUU